CAGCUUCGAUUUUGAUUACUGGUGUGGAAAGGCAGUCGUACAUCGAUGGAUGAGCCGGACAAGAGGACGUAGUUGUUGCUCAGUCGAAGCCCUAAUGUACCUGUUUUGUUUGAAUAUGGGUAAUUCCAAAUCAACAAAAUGUGACACUGUAUCACUUGGAAUGCCACAACGGGAGAGGGAGCUACACCUGGCGGUGAUGGCUAAUGAUCGUGAGGGUGUAAAACAGUUGAUAUCACAAGGAGCAGACAUUAACUACCCUUGGAGCAACCCAACUGUUCCUAGUGUUAAAGAUAGCACCACUCCGCUUCUGGCUGCUGUGUCCCUUAACCACGUAGAAGUCACUCAGAUUUUGCUAAAAGCUGGUGCUGAUAUCAACAUGACUGACAGGAAUGGUUGUACUCCAUUGUACAAGGCGGCCUUCCAUGGACGACCUGUCCUUAUAGACAUGCUACUUGAAGCAGGAGCAGAUAUAAAUAAAUCUGACAAGGAGGGUCAGUCUCCUCUGUAUAUCUGUGUUCAGAAUGCCAUUGUUCAUUCAAGUUAUGCAGCAGUCAAAAGACUUCUAAAAGCAGGGGCUGCCAUUCAUUUGUGUGACAAUUUAGGAAAAACACCAAUUCAUGUAGCUGCUCAUUGGAAAUUAAAGGACAUGAGUCGAAUGCUUCUGAAUGAGAAUGCAGAUGUGAACAAGCUCGACCACAUGGGUAGAACUCCAUUAUAUGUUUGUGUGAGCUCUCUGAGUACAGGCUUGUAUAAAGAAGACCUUAAGUAUCAGGUACCCUGCAUCAAAGUUUUGUUCGCAGCUGACUGUGAUAUGCUGAACUUAGUGGACUGGCUGAAAUGGAAGGGACCAGGCAUUCCGGAUGAACUUUUGGCAGAUGAUGAACCAUUUUUCUUAUGGCAUAAAAAUAACAUGAAUUCUCCACAUUCUCUCAUGAAUUUGUGUCGGAAGAUGAUACAGCAACGAUUGAAAGAGCGUGGAAAUCUGUUGGAGAUGGUGUGGCGUUUACCUGUUCCAGCCACUCUCAAGAACUACUUAUCUCGUACCAUGUUUCACUUACCACAGCCCAAGACACAGGAAUGAUGACAUGAGUUAGCUUAAGUUUAAAGAAACGUUGAUAGUAAUAUAAUGAAGGUUGUGUGUUGAAUGGUCACUCUACAAUGUGCUGAGUCGUAUGAUGUAGUGUUCACUAUCUCAGAAUGUUUUUGAUCCUGA
Molecule: messenger RNA, 1213 nt
Organism: Ylistrum balloti
Lineage: Eukaryota; Metazoa; Mollusca; Bivalvia; Pectinida; Pectinidae
Product: serine/threonine-protein phosphatase 6 regulatory ankyrin repeat subunit C-like
Exons: 5
Coding region: 50-1081 (343 amino acids)
Biological process (GO): intracellular signal transduction
Molecular function (GO): protein binding
Source: RefSeq, a predicted model, not a curated record